Messenger RNA from Scleropages formosus (Asian bonytongue), 716 nucleotides. It is a transcript of the gene fabp7b, whose product is annotated as fatty acid binding protein 7, brain, b. The transcript is spliced from 4 exons. The record is from RefSeq and is a predicted model, not a curated record. Lineage: Eukaryota; Metazoa; Chordata; Actinopteri; Osteoglossiformes; Osteoglossidae. Gene Ontology annotation, molecular function: lipid binding. The coding region runs from base 89 to 487 and encodes 132 amino acids.
GUGCCCGGUGCAUCACUGUGGGAUCCGUCUCUCUGUCUGUCUGUCUCUGUGUCGGAGCUGCGAUCGAGGCGCGCAGUGACAGGUCACCAUGGUGGAGGCGUUCUGUGCCACAUGGAAGCUCGUGGAGAGCGAGAACUUCGACGAGUACAUGAAGGCGCUGGGAGUAGGUUUUGCCACAAGACAAGUGGGCAAUGUGACUAAACCCACGGUGAUCAUCAGCCAGGAUGGAGACAAGGUGACGGUGAAAACGCUGAGCACCUUCAAGAACACAGAGAUCUCCUUCAAACUGGGAGAGGAGUUCGACGAGACCACAGCGGAUGACAGGAACUGCAAAUCCACUGUGUCCCUGGAAGGAGACAAGCUGGUGCACGUGCAGAAGUGGGACGGCAAAGAGACCAAGUUCGUCCGCGAGAUCAAGGAUGGCAAAAUGAUCAUGAAACUUACUUUUGAAGACGUGCUGGCUGUGCGCACAUAUGAAAAGGCAUAAGUUCUUUCUUUCCAGUGACUCAUCGAAUCAAUCCAGUCCUGUUUAUUGGACUACAGACAAGUGUUUUUUUUUUUUUUCUACUGUAUGUAUAGACUUAUGGGUCACCUGCCAAAAUGUUGAAUCUUUUUUUUUUUUGUAAGUGGACUUUUAUAAAUGACUUAAAUUCUUAAAUACUAAAUCAUUUGUUAAACGUUGGCAAGCGGAUUGAAAUAAAUGACAUACAACACUG